AUGCCUCCUCACGCUCGUCUUUCUUAUGGAGCUGACAAUUAUCAGCCAAGAGAGUUGGAUAACCACGGUAUCGUGGGUAAUAUGCACACAUCAGCUAUGAUUUCAGUCGAUGGCAGCGUGGAAAUGUUGUGUUGGCCCACAUUUGACUCGCCCUCUGUGUUUGCUCGUAUUCUAGACCCGCGUGCUGGUCAUUUUGUGAUUGCACCCGUUAGUGUCACAAACAGUAAGCAAAUGUAUGAGCCCUCUACAAACGUGCUGCACACCAAGUUCUAUUCCGAGUCGGGUGUCGUACGCUCUCUCGACUUCUUUCACCGGCCGUUCGAAGACUAUGAGCCUUUGUAUCCCUGGCUGAUUCGCCGUGUCACUUGUAUUCGUGGCAACAUGCGAGUAAAGAUGGAAUGCUAUCCAGCAUUCAACUACGCCCGCGAAAACCAUACGACGGAAAUCAUUAAUCCUGAUGGCGGGUGUCCGCGUGUUGAGUUUUCUGCCGAGUCGGGCUCACGAAAAAUGAUUCUCAAUAUGUGUUCCUCCGGCAGUAUUGAGACAAUCACACUCCAACAAAACGUGCCUGCUGAACAUCUCAUCGAUGGUGGAGGUGUUUGGACAUACCUUGACAUGGAAGAGGGCGAUGAGGUCUUCUUCGUUUUUCGGCAGGAAGGCCUUGGUCCAAGAGUCGAUCGCAUUACGAUUCCCUUGCUAAAUAAGCUUGAAGACUCUACCAAGCGCUACUGGCGUAACUGGAUCUUGCAAUGUACAUAUACUGGUCGUUUCGCCGAGUUUGUGCAGCGAAACGCUCUUUUGCUGAAACUGUUGAUUUAUGAGCCCACUGGCGCUGUUGUCGCCAGUCCCACAUUUUCUUUACCUGAAGGCUUCGGCGGCGAGCGGAACUGGGACUACCGGUUUACGUGGAUUCGCGACUCUGCCUUCACUAUUUACUCGCUUACGCAGCUUGGAUUUAAGGAUGAGGCUGUGGAGUACAUGUCCUUUAUCUACCACGUCCUGAAGAAGAAGAAUGCUGAUGGAAGCAUUAACAUUGUUUAUUCCAUCCACGCCAACCUAAUUGGUUUGGAGGAGGUUGAGCUGCCUCAUUUGCGCGGUUACCGUAAUUCAAAGCCUGUACGUGUUGGUAACGGUGCAGUGUCCCAUGUUCAGCUUGACAUUUAUGGAGAGCUUAUGGAUGCCAUCUACAUCUACGACAAAAAAUGCCAGCCCAUUGCGUACGAUUUGUGGUGCGAGGUUCGCCAUAUCUGCGAUUUCGUAUGUGAUCAUUGGAAGCGGAAAGAUAAAAGUAUUUGGGAGGUCCGUGGACCCGACCAAAACUUUGUCUAUUCUAAGGUUAUGCUCUGGGUAGCUUUGGAUCGUGGUCUACGUAUUGCAUACAGUCGAUCGCUUCCUUGCCAAAACCGUAUACGAUGGAUGGAUACUCGUGACGAGAUUUACGACAACAUCAUGUCGAAGGGAUACAAUUUUGAUCGGGGCUUUUUCGCCCAGUCUUACGAGAGUCUGGAUGUCUUGGAUGCUAGCAUCCUUGCUAUGCCUAUUGUCUCCUUCAUUUCGCCCACGGAUCCACGCUUUUUGAGUACUCUUGACAACAUCAUGAAACCAGUUGAGAAACGAGGCCUGAUGAGUAACGGUCUUGUAUUCCGUUAUGACACUAGUCGAUUUUUGGAUGGCGUUGGCGGAGAUGAGGGAGCCUUCCUCAUGGUCUGUUUCUGGCUUGUUGAGGCCCUUGCAAUGGCCGGCUGUCAUGGGUAUCCCAAACUUAUUUCAACGGCCAUGAGCAUAUUUGAAGACUUGACGCGCUACUCUAACCAUCUAAGCUUGUACUCAGAGGAGUGCUCUUUGUCUAGUGAGUCGUUGGGAAACACACCUCAAGCCUUCAGUUCUAUCGCAGCAAUUGCUGCCGCAUGUGUUUUGGACAAGGCACUAACUCUCACCAAUACCGGCGCUACCACGCGUAUUAUAUAG
This is a messenger RNA of Schizosaccharomyces japonicus yFS275, 1968 nucleotides long. Its product is annotated as glucan 1,4-alpha-glucosidase. Lineage: Eukaryota; Fungi; Ascomycota; Schizosaccharomycetes; Schizosaccharomycetales; Schizosaccharomycetaceae. The transcript has a single exon. Gene Ontology annotation, molecular function: trehalase activity. Gene Ontology annotation, biological process: carbohydrate metabolic process. Bases 1 to 1968 code for a protein of 655 amino acids. The record is from RefSeq and is a predicted model, not a curated record.